This is a messenger RNA of Exophiala xenobiotica, 1671 nucleotides long. RefSeq lists its product as uncharacterized. The coding region runs from base 224 to 1450 and encodes 408 amino acids. The record is from RefSeq and is a predicted model, not a curated record. The transcript has a single exon. Gene Ontology annotation, molecular function: oxidoreductase activity. Lineage: Eukaryota; Fungi; Ascomycota; Eurotiomycetes; Chaetothyriales; Herpotrichiellaceae.
CUUUCUUCCUAUCUCGCGUGGCAAGCUGACCACCACGUGGCAGUGAAAAGAGAUCUCUCAAGAGAUAUAAAUCUUGGACAUCCCCUCAAGAUUAGCGAUUUCUGUUUCCAGGGAAAACUGCCUCCGCUACGAGCGUAUUAUUUGGUUGGACCUCGCCUUGGGUUCUAGCCGUCCACUCACUACUCUUCAAAUCGUCCUGCUAUUUGAUCUUCAAUUCAGCAUAAUGCAGCUCCGUCAUAUUGUACCGGCCUUUUUGGCUGUUUGUGGGAUCCAGGCUGCACCAGCCUCGGUCGAGGACUUCACGCACAGCUUUGCUGAACGAGACACCACAACAGCAGCUGCUAGUUCGUUUUAUUUGCCUGCUUCAACUCUUCAGACUGAUAUGCUAGCUGCAAAGGCGUUGGUCAAUCUCGCAUUCUACCAAGUCACGAAUCCUUCAGGAAGCUGCAACAUUUUGAACGCCGCUAUCCGGAGAGAGUGGUCAACGCUCUCGAAACAAGAACGACGAGCAUAUAUUGACGCCGAGCUCUGUUUGAUGUCGAAACCAUCCAAAGAUCCAUCAUUCGCAGCAGGCGCGAAGACGCGGUACGACGAUUUUGUGGCCGUCCACAUCAACCAAACCCUGUCCAUCCACGGAACAGCCAACUUCCUGUCGUGGCAUAGAUAUUUUACGUGGUCGUUUGAGCAAGCACUGAGGAAUGAGUGCGGCUACACCGGCUAUCAACCGUACUGGAACUGGGGCAAGUACGCUUUCGACCCGCUCAACAGCCCUCUCUUCGAUGGAUCGGACUAUAGCAUGUCCGGCAACGGACAGUACCAGCAGCAUGGUUGCACCAACGCGCUUCCAACCGGUUUGAACUGCAUUCCUGCAGGCUCAGGCGGAGGCUGCGUCAACACCGGCCCGUUCAAGGACUACACCGUCAACCUGGGACCGGUGUCUCCCACUCUUGACAUCCCAGGUAUCAUCAACUACAAUAGCUCCAACCCCCUGGCCUACAACCCUCGUUGUCUGCGACGUGACAUUUCUUCAUGGGUCUCGUCCAACUGGACCAAAGACUCUGAUGUUUACGACCUGGUCACCAACUACAACGACAUCUUGUCCUUCCAGAACCGCAUGCAGGGUGACUUCGCCACAGGCUUCUUCGGCGUGCAUACGGGCGGUCAUUUCACCACUGGUGGCGACCCUGGUGGCGAUCUCUUCGCGUCCCCAGCUGAACCUACUUUCUUCCUCCAUCACGCUCAAAUUGAUCGGACAUGGUGGAUGUGGCAGAACAUGGAUCUGAAGAACCGCAAGAACGCAUUCGGGGGCGGCACCUCUACUCUCGACCCCACCGGCAGCCCAGCUGGAAAGUUGACCGAUCCAAUCAUCAUGGGCAGCUUGUCCAAAACAGUCCAGAACCAAGACGUGAUGAGCACGACGGGUGGCCCGCUGUGCUAUAUCUACGUAUGAGACAUGAAUUUGGCUUUUGGUUUGCGCUGAUCCUCUUCACAUGGUAUAUAUUUUGGGGUUAGAUAUUCUUCGGCAUGCAGCAUAAAACCAGUAUAAUGGUAAUUCAUGGUCUGAUCUCCUAUGGGGUUCAGAGUCUUUCGCCUUAGCAGUGAAUCAUCUGGCGCGUAUCAUGAUACCAUGAUCGUGUUCCAGUGUUUCACGAACCUGGAACGUUGAACAAG